AUGGUGUACGAUGUAGCCAUCAUCGGCGCAGGGCCUUGCGGACUGGCUGUGGCGGCGCGGUUGCGCGAAGCGACUCCCUCGGCCCUCUUCACCAACGACGAGCAUGCUCGGUAUUGGAGGAGGUUCAAUCGGCGUGAGACGAUCGAAAACGAACAACGCAUGUCCCAGAACAAAGCCGCCGUAUCGGACCGGAGGAGUGACAGGUCAACUGUUCCGGCCAGAUCGAUGAUUGUGCUAGACGCGCAUUCUGACGAGUGGAUGUCCGCGUGGCAGGAGAGGUUCCGCAGGCUGCAGAUCGACCAUCUUCGCAGUCCGCUGUUCUUCCACCCGGACCCGAGGGAUAGAGAUUCGCUCUUGGCCUUCUCCCACCUCCACUGCCGCACUGACGAGUUGCAAGAAAUCCCCAACGUGGCUGGCAAAGAGAUUAGCAAGCAUCGAAUAAAGAAGAAGCGGCAGAAAAGAAUCGCACAGCACCUCCGGAUCGAUGACCGAGACCGGAUAGAUUACUUUACCCCCUCGACAGCGCUCUUCAAUGAUUUCUGCAGCGAUAUCGUGGAUAGAUAUCGGCUUCGGAACCUCGUGGUACGAGCAAAGGUUGAGGAUGUCGAGUACGGCGAUCUCGGCGGCUUGACUAACGCAGAAGGAUUUACCUUGACCACGGACCAAGGAGCGAUCUUCUCCCGAAUCGUCGUUGUCGCUGUCGGUCCUGGCAGUAAGCCUUGCAUUCCCCUCGACAGCAACCUUCAGCUGAGCACGGACGUUGGAAGCGUUUGCCACUGCUUCGACCCAGCAAGUGGACACUAUCUUCCAGAGCAUCUUCUGAAAAAAAUUGAUCAAGGGUUACCAACCUCGGUCGUGGUGGUUGGUGGUGGACUGACAAGCGCUCAAAUUGCAGACCUACUGAUUUGUUGUGGCGUAAACAAGGUAUGGCUGUUGCUCAGGGGAGAUUAUAAGUUGAAGCAUUUCGAUGUCGACCUGGAAUGGGUGUCCAAAGUGCGCAACCAGCAAAUGUCGGUGUUCUGGUCGGCAGAUAGUGAUCAGGAGCGCUUCGAGUUGCUCAAAGAUGCUCGAAACGGCGGCAGCAUAACACCCAAAUUUGACAGGAUUCUCAAAAGGCACGUCUUAAACAGUCGCCUAGCCAUCCUGACGCACACUCGUAUCAAGGACGGAUUGUGGUGCGCAGGAAGCCGGACAUGGUCCAUCACAUUGUCCUCGGAGCCAGAGAACGACCCUCUGUGCGUCGAUCACAUCAUAUAUGCUACCGGAGCGGCUCCGAACGUCGAGAGAGUGCCCUGUCUGCAGCACAUGCUGAAUAAAUAUCCUGUUGAGUCCAUCAAUGGGUUACCUACUCUUAGCAAUGACUUGAUGUGGCGCGACGACAUCCCGUUAUUCUUGACUGGUGGUCUUGCAGGGUUGAGGCUUGGUCCCGGCGCUGCCAAUCUAGCCGGGGCACGACAAGGAGCUGAAAGGAUUGCUUGGAAAAUCGAGGACUUGCUGGGUAAAGAGCAGACACCGUCGCCGGACGAACGAGUCUCAGCCGUGGCCGGCCUAGGUGUGAGGCAACCUGGGAAGGGGGAGAUGAGGAUGAUGGCUGAGGAGAGGAGUGAGUUUACAGGAGGCUUUGCCAAUCAAUUUGAGGCAUUGACGAUCCAUGAAGGCAGCUGA
Fonsecaea nubica is the source of this 1665-nucleotide messenger RNA. RefSeq lists its product as hypothetical. The record is from RefSeq and is a predicted model, not a curated record. Lineage: Eukaryota; Fungi; Ascomycota; Eurotiomycetes; Chaetothyriales; Herpotrichiellaceae. The coding region runs from base 1 to 1665 and encodes 554 amino acids. The transcript has 3 exons.